AUGAGCUUGGGGGAUUCGGCAAGCGAUGAGGAUGAGGACGAGGACGAGGACGAGGACGAGGACGAGGAUGAGGAUGAGGAUGAAGAGGAAGAGGAAGAGGAAGAGCAAGAUGAAGAUGUGGAUGUGAACUGGUGGGCGCAGGCCGAGCGGCGGACGGACGGACGUGCUUGUCGUGUGUGCGUGUUGUGCUCUGCUGGUGGACGACGAUGUAGAUGGGAAUUGAGCUGCAGUGGAAAUAGAGCGCGUAUAGCCAGUAGCGGUGGGGAAGUAAGAAAGCGAGAGAUAGAUAUCUACGUAUACCUUUCUUCGGUGAUAAAUUACUUGCCCUCUGUGCAUAAGUACCGACUACUUACUGCCAUUGAUCUACCUUCAUCCGUGUUCCAGAUACCUACCGGUAUAAUGGCCGCGGCAAUCAAUGACUUACCCAGGUCGGUACCGCUACCGGGACCGGUACUGCGGCAACUCAGCCUUGAAGCUCUAAGGCCCGAGAAGAUCGUCAUCAGCCCCUUCGAUCUUCAACGGGCCUCGGCUCCUUUGGUACCUGAUCCUAACCAUUAA
This is a messenger RNA of Drepanopeziza brunnea f. sp. 'multigermtubi' MB_m1, 558 nucleotides long. Lineage: Eukaryota; Fungi; Ascomycota; Leotiomycetes; Helotiales; Drepanopezizaceae. The record is from RefSeq and is a predicted model, not a curated record.